This is a messenger RNA of Meloidogyne enterolobii, 729 nucleotides long. Lineage: Eukaryota; Metazoa; Nematoda; Chromadorea; Rhabditida; Meloidogynidae. The record is from the annotation of a GenBank genome assembly.
AUGAAUUUGGAAAGUUUUAAGGCGCCUUUAGUUGAAAUUUGUGUAAUUUUGGUUCGUGAACGUUUUCCCGAUCUUCUACAACUUGGACACGAUUUGUUUUUACUAUUAUUACGUCUUUCUAGAGUUUCACAAUUUGUGCCUAUAUGGCGUACUUUGUUACACAAUCCAUCUGCUAUGGCCCCUAAAUUUAAUGGUUUACAACAACUUUUGAGCAUUCCAACUUCAAGUGGUCUUUUAUCUCACAGAGUUAGUUUAAGAAUAAGCAGAAAAAUGGCUGAAAUUCUUAAAAAUCAUAUUCGUAUAUCUUCUUUAAAUGCUACAAAUCCUUCAUUGGCAGCACAAUUAAAAUCUGAAUUAAAUAAACAGUUUGAAGCGUUGAAAGCUAUGCAUUUGAGUGGACCUGACAGUGGCAGUAUUCGUGCAGAAAUUAUUAGGCAUGUUUGGGCAUUUAUUGAGCCUAAAGAGUUUAAUCCUCAUUCUAAUGAAGCACGUGCUACACUUCUUGGAUGGUUAUUACGAACAGCUAAGCCUGGCGCAGAACUUCAAUGGUGUAAAUUGUCAUUUUUUUGGGAGUGGUUUGGUUUUGAUCCAUCUAUACCCAAUUCACAUUUGGCUGCUGAACCAGUAAUCUCUACACUUCGACAUUUAUUAAAUACAGGCCAUACUCCUUUGGGAAAUUCACUUGUCGAUUUUUUGAUUAAGGUUUGUUUGGAUUUUUUAAACAUUUAA